This is a messenger RNA of Puccinia triticina, 1614 nucleotides long. RefSeq lists its product as uncharacterized. The record is from RefSeq and is a predicted model, not a curated record. The transcript is spliced from 6 exons. NCBI's taxonomy places the organism in Eukaryota, Fungi, Basidiomycota, Pucciniomycetes, Pucciniales, Pucciniaceae. Bases 1 to 1614 code for a protein of 537 amino acids.
AUGGCUUGCCCAAUAGUUCAUACUUCCACCGCAAUCUCUCAAUCUGCCCCCUCCCUACCUGAAGCGCUCUUGAAAUUCAAACGGGACAGCCGAUUCCACCACCCUCGCACAUCGGCCAUGAACCAAAACGGGAAACUCACCCAUCAAGCGGGCGGCACAAGCAACAGUAGUCCGAUCCGCCAUCUCUCCAACGCACUCUUCAGGGAUCCCAACAAAAUCCCACACGGCUUGCUCGACCAGGCCCUCAAAUCCCAAUUGAUGAGGUCUCAAUUGGAUCUAAUCACCAGUCUUCAGGAUGUCCCUACUCGGCUGGUUGUCGUGAAGAAAGCCAGACUCUCAGCUCUGCGUGCCGAGCUGACCGUCCUCAACCAUAGCCUCCCCAAAGGCUGCUGCUUGGGAAUGUACUGCAACAGAGAUCAUUGUGACGGGGGUGAUAAGGGCGAGGAGAAGUCGGGGGGUGGCAGCAUGGAGGCCAAGCUGGGCAUCGUCAGGGUCUCGCCCAACGAGUCUGUCGUCCUGAACUCAGCCGACCGGGCCCCGUUCUUGAUCCACAUCGAAGUGCUCAAAGACCAUCUUGACUUUGACCCCAACCGGCGCUCGAACUACGAGGAUCUGAGGAAGGCCAUCAAGGGCUCUGCCAUCUCCGCCAACAAGGCCACCAACUCAAAAACUCCAAAUCCAAACAUCUAUCUCAUCAACGACUCCUCGCCUAGCUUCUCUGAAUCAAACGUCAACAAACUUGCCACAGCUGAGCAACCAAGUUGUAGAAGCAGCACCAACCAGCACACUAUCAAAUCCCUGGGGAUGGCUAAGAUCUCAAGCUUGCUUCCUCCCGUUGGCGAGUCAUUCAACCAUCUGGGCCUUGCCUCCAUCAUUUCUCCUACCGAUCACACGUCCUGCAGCAGCGCUCAUUCUAGCGACCACGGCUUCAAGCACCAGCUCGAUCAUCCUUCUCAGACUCUCAGACGAGCUUUGUCAUUCGACUUCCCCGAGGAGGAGAUUGAUCUUGUCGAGCAGAUCUAUGGCAAGAGCAAGGCCGGCUUGGACUCUCAUCAGACGAUCAAUGAUGAUGGUGAAGAGGAGGAGGAAGACUCGUUUCUCUACAACCACCGCCACUCUGAACCCCUCAAUCUUCCUGCCGGGUUGCACAACAAAGCCCUCAACAAACAGGCGUGGAAGCGGGCCGAGCCGGUCCUUGACGACUCAAUGGCGAAAUCCAAGUCAAAUCCUUUGCCGACAACGACAACAACAACGAGCCAGUUGGCCGCGGGUGCAGACAGUAGUAGCACCAAAUUGAUGGAUCCGAGCGCGCUGGCGGCCUUGCACCAAUCGCCCUCAAGCCUCAAAUUGCCCAGUCCGACUCCCUCACGCCCGCCAAUCACCUUGGAUGAGUAUGCGGAAUGGAUGCGGAUGGCGGCCAUCAUGCUUGCCCAACUGAGUGCCUCGCAGCAGCCGUCCCAGUCCCUGUUGAUGAACCCGUUGAGUGCCGCGGGAAUGGUCGUGGGCGGAGCGAUUGGGCUUGGUGCGGGCUUUGUGGGCGUGACUUUUGGCGCGGGACUGGGGGUUGAGCUUGCCCAACUACAUGCGUUGUCAUUGCGCAAUGUGAUCACUUGA